AUGGGUGGAUGCGUUUCUUUUCCUCAAUCCAGAAGCUUGGGUAUCAGUUCUUCGUCAUUGAAACAAAACCAAAAUAAACAAGGAACACGUUUUCAUCAAGGUUCACCGAAUGAAAAUAAUAACAAUGCUAGAAGGUCUAAAGUUUUUAGACGAACUAAAAAAAUUCAUAAGGGAAUUAUCGGACUUCCUUCUAAUUUUCAGCAUACCGGUCACAUCGGAAUUGCUGAAAUGCGUAGUGGAAGAGUUGACCCAGAGAAAAUUAAAACUCAAAUGGCUGAAGUUGCAGCUGCAUUACGUCUAGAAAUAGUGAAUAGCUCAGGCUCGACUCAUUCAACUCCGAGAUCCGAAACUAAAUUAUUAUAUACGGAUACUCCAAACGCAUUUUCUUCGUCACCAACCUCUGAUUCGCAAUUUCAUAUUAAGAGAAAACCAACUAUGACGUCUAUCUCGUCACCUUCAUCUCGAUCUACGUCUUCACAACAAACUACGAUGGAUCCAAUGUCUGAAGUUAUGGCAGCAAUGAAAAUGCCGAUUGAUGGAAAUUUCAACGAUUACAAUAAAUAUAAUUCUGAUGCAGUAAAUUCCGGUGCAGUAAAAGUUGCGUAA
Messenger RNA from Dentiscutata erythropus, 606 nucleotides. The record is from the annotation of a GenBank genome assembly. Lineage: Eukaryota; Fungi; Glomeromycota; Glomeromycetes; Diversisporales; Gigasporaceae.